Osmerus eperlanus (European smelt) is the source of this 3208-nucleotide messenger RNA. It is a transcript of the gene nkpd1, whose product is annotated as NTPase, KAP family P-loop domain containing 1. The transcript has 5 exons. Lineage: Eukaryota; Metazoa; Chordata; Actinopteri; Osmeriformes; Osmeridae. The record is from RefSeq and is a predicted model, not a curated record. The coding region runs from base 415 to 2685 and encodes 756 amino acids.
CAGUGCAGGCCUACGAGCAUUCUUAUCAGUUAUAGACAAGAAUGUCAGUAUGCAAAAUAAGUUACGCAAAAAAUGACCGAAAGGAGGAUUUGUAAGCAUUAAAACAUCAUGAAGCCACGACGCUGGGAGAUUUCAGUUCCUGGAAAGAGUGAAACGUCUUUGUGUUGACGCUGUAACGCUUUUACGACCCUGAGGGUAAAGUUCACUUUAUCUCCACAUGUUCUUCCCGAAACAGAAGGCAAACUUAAAUUCAGUCCUGUUGCAUAGCCUAUCCGUGUCAGGAUCAUGACGAACGAUCAUUGAGGGAUCCAAACCAACGAGGUUUCCGUUUGCAAACACUUUUUCUUCUAUUGUUUAUUACGUUGGGCCCAGAAGACGUUGUAUCGUUGCUUUCAGCCGUGGAACACAAUUGCAAUGCUGCUCAACGAAGAUUUGCCAUCAGAUAACAUCUAUGCGUAUGCUCUGUCCAAGACACUUAUUAAAGUUGCUUCUCCAGCAACAGUUGGUCUCUACUCAUCAUGCCCAAAACGCAUCAAUAUGAUUCUCCGACAUGUAGAAGUGCAUAUGGAACAGGAGGCGGCGAGGAGAGAGAAGAAGAACAACAAAGGAGCAUCCGAGCCUCGUUCCUCCAAGCCCUCCCUCGGAGGCCUCCUGCUCCUCAUCUGGCGUCUGCUCUUCUUCCGUCCCGUCUUGACCGAGGAGAACCAGCGGCGCCAGAACGUGCGCUUCCUCUACGUUCGCUUCAGCGCCUGGCACUUCCUGGGCAGCGACCUGCUGUGGGCGGGGCUGACCAUGCGCCUGUGCCAGUCCCUGCAGGAGCGCUUCGGCAAGCUGCAGCUGGGGCUGUACCGUGUGGUGCAGUACGACGAACAGGAGGAGUUUAGGAAGAAGGCCGAGGUGGAGGACAGCCUGCACCAGUGGAGAUCCAAGAAGAUCUGCUGCUGCCCACUCUGGUUCCUGAUCCUCAUCCUCAUCCUGGCUGUGGGGGCAGUCCUGGCUCUCCUGCUGACGCUUGGCUUCCCACAGGUGGAGGAGGUGGGGGGUGCAGGGGAGGUGGGGGAAGGGGGAGAUGGUCAGGGCGGAGGUGCGGGGGUGUUGGAGGGCCUGGCGAUCGCCGCGCUGGGCGUGCCGGCGGUGGGCGUCAUCCGCUUCCUCUUUUUGAUGGGCAAGAAUCUCGUCUUCAACCAAGACCUGAAGAUCCGGCGCGGCAUGGACGACGAGAAACUGAGCAGCAAGCUGGGCUUCAUGAACGAGGUGAGGAAGGAGAUGUCCCUGCUGUCCAUGUUCGUCCGCUUCAUGGAGGUCUUCGAAAGGCGGAGGAUACGCGUGGUCCUGGAGAUCACCGACCUCGACCGCUGCGAGCCCAGGAAGAUCGUCGGGGUGCUGGACGCCAUCAACAUCCUGCUCUCGGAGGAGGACAGCCCCUUCAUUUCCCUGCUGGCUGUCAACCCUGAAGUGCUGGUUCAGCAGGUGAACUUUGCAGACAGCUGCUUCUGUAAAGAGGACCGGGGAUACGCCUUCCUCAACCGGAUUGUGACCCUGGCUUUCACCGUCCCCCCGCUCUGCGGUUCCUCCAAGCGCAGGGUCUUUUACAACAUCGUCAGCGGCCAGUCAGAGAUCACAGAAGAAGUCGAGAUGAAGGCGAGCGAGUCGAGGGCGUUGGGUGGUGCGAAAACGUCCCUUGUCUCAGACGCUUCCUCGGUUGAGCGAGCGCAAACAAACAUUCCUCUGAUAGAUAAGAACGACAUGGAGGAUCGCCAUCUCGCCUCGGAGCUAGGUGAUGAGGAGAUGGAGAAGCUCGUCCAGUCAUGUUUUGACAGCAUCCUGGUUCACGGCAGAAGUCGCCUCCACAGAUACCUCUCCGGCGACACCAUGUCGAUGAGACGGGUCAUCAACUCCACCCGCGUUACCGUGGUGAUCAUGGAGGCCCUGAGGCAGGAGCUGCCAUCGCCGGAACGCAUCGCCGCCUGGGUGGUGCUAGCCAAUCACUGGCCCUGCCGCCUCAGCUGGGUCCUGCAGUGUCUGGAAGACCGCCAGCAGAGGGCGCUGAUCGACAACGGCGACUCCGACACCGCCGCGGACGACUCGCAGACGCUGUGGGAGCUGUAUACCGUAUCCAGGGCAGAGCUCUACGUCAUGAGGGAGCAGAUCGAGGAACUGCUGGAACAGGAUGGAGAUCCGGAGAUGUUUGAGAUGUUCCUCAAGGUGGACUUCCGGUUCACGGUGAGAGACGCCGAGAGGUUUCAGCUGUCGAUGGUCAACCUCGAUAUCUCGAUCAGGAAGGAGCUGGCGAGAAUCAGAGGGGCGGCCAGUCUGAAGGAUCAUGGGUGGAGCAAGAACCUUGCACCUCUACCAAUCGGAACAAUUAUCAACAUGACCAUGGAGGACAUCUGCAAAGAGCUGGAUAAUCUGAACUUCCCCGAAAAGUACGCAGAUAUCGUACGAAGCAACAACCUCAGCGGUCAGACGCUGGUGUUUGGCGACACAAACGACCUCAAGCUCCUCCUCCAGAUGACCUACGGCGAGUGGACGACCUUUCGUCUUCACUUCCUGUCCGCGGGCCAGAAGGUCAACACCCAGAGCAAAGCCCAGCGGCUACCUCCCCAACACAUAAUGCACAGUCUGUCUAGACAACAGCUCCUCCCCUCUCACCACACCUCCACACUGAGCCUUACUGUCCCCUGAGCACGUGUCUCUUGAGCGUGUCUCUUGAGAGUUCAGGGGAAAUGUAUCUUCUGUGCCAGUAAUCUAUAAAUUGAAAGGUGUUUUUGUUACAUCGAUUGUGCGUUAGUGAGAAACAAUACACCAAACAAAUAUAAGUUCACCUAGUCCUGAUGAACUUGAAACGUAGUUUUGCUUUCUUGUAAAUACAUUUUAUUGAACACUGGCGUUUUAUUGAACACAUGAAAUCCAGGACACUGUAUAAAGCUAGCGUGAAGGUGAUGUACAUGAAAAUUUAAUUCUGUGAUAUCAUGCAACACAACAGUCAUGAUUUUGGUCAAUCAUCCUUAAUUAAGAUACUUUUAUUAUGAGCCUUUGCAAAAAUAAUACUAUUAUCAAAAACAUGCAAUGCUAUUCGCUAGUGAAACUUGCUGUUCUCAUACAAACAGAUGACACACAUAGUAAGCUAACUUUAUAUGAUUGCAUAUCACAGCGUUGUCUGAAGUAAAAUACUCUCCUUUAAACUCCCAUAGAUCACACUAGGCAA